Molecule: messenger RNA, 1276 nt
Organism: Serpula lacrymans var. lacrymans S7.9
Lineage: Eukaryota; Fungi; Basidiomycota; Agaricomycetes; Boletales; Serpulaceae
Exons: 7
Coding region: 52-987 (311 amino acids)
Molecular function (GO): catalytic activity
Source: RefSeq, a predicted model, not a curated record
AUGACUGAUGACAGUUGACCUCACUGGACAACCUCUUAAAUCGCUGUUUUCAUGCCGAAUAUUGUACGAGCAUCUGUGAUACAGACAUGCACUGCUGCAUAUUGUCUGAGCGACACGCUCGAUAAGUUUGAACGCCUUACGAGGCUUGCAAAGGAACGGGAUGGCUCGCAGCUGGUUGUGUUCCCAGAAGCAUUUAUUGGCGGUUAUCCCAAGAUGUCUCAUUUUGGUGCUGUCGUUGGGGAUCGUCUACCAGAGGGCCGAGACGAAUUUCUUCGUUACUAUAAUGCAGCCAUCGAUAUUCCUUCACCCGCCAUCUCCCGCAUAGAAGCAGUUAGUAAGGAGACGGAUAUCUUUGUGGUGAUGGGCGUCAUCGAGCGAGAUGUGGGCACCUUGUACUGCACCGCUAUAUUCAUUGAUCCAGAGGGAGGCCUUGUCGGUAAACAUCGCAAACUGAUUCCUACAGGUACAGAACGGAUCAUCUGGGGCCAAGGGGAUGGUUCUACACUGCCCGUGAUUCAGAAGAGAUUUGGCGCGCUAGAUAGCGAGGCUACGAAAAUAUCGGCAACUAUAUGCUGGGAAAAUUAUAUGCCUCUGUUGCGGACACACUAUUAUUCCCUUGGCACUCAGAUCUAUUGCGCACCCACUGUGGAUUCACGUCCACAAUGGCAAAAUUCCAUGAUCCACAUAGCCAUAGAAGGUCGCUGCUUCGUUCUCUCCGCCUGCCAAUUUGCCACCGAGAAGGACUAUCCUCCGGGACACGCCGUCUCAGAUACCAACAAUUGUCACCCAGACAAUGUAAUGAUUAAUGGGGGAAGCGUGAUAGUUAGCCCCUUGGGUGUAGUCCUAGCAGGUCCGUCAAGAGAGCCAGAGGAUAUCCUCACUGCUAAUUUGGAUCUGGAUGAUAUACCGAGGGGAAAGUUUGAUCUUGACGUGGUUGGGCAUUAUGCCAGACCAGACAUUUUCCAUUUUAAAACUCAUGUUGUUUAACUUUGCUCAGUUGUGGAAAUUGUCAAAUGAUUGUUUGUUCUGUCUUCGCCGUUCCAGUUUGCAAGUCCUCAUACUGACAUGGAUUCUACGAUUCCCCGUGUCGACCUGUAUAUGAACGGACCAUCCAAAGCAACACUAUUUCCGGUCAGCUACAGAAGCUACUGACAUGCUUAUACGAAUGCUGGAGCCUUUACAUGACCAAAACAACGCCUUGACCAAGCCGCCCUUUGUCAAGCCAUAAGUGGCCCAAGUGUUGGACCUUUUUCCAAAGAUGCUCAAACACAUGAAG